Molecule: messenger RNA, 2423 nt
Organism: Telopea speciosissima
Lineage: Eukaryota; Viridiplantae; Streptophyta; Magnoliopsida; Proteales; Proteaceae
Product: pentatricopeptide repeat-containing protein At1g73400, mitochondrial-like
Exons: 1
Coding region: 290-2203 (637 amino acids)
Molecular function (GO): protein binding
Source: RefSeq, a predicted model, not a curated record
GUACAGCCGAAGGAGGGAGCUAACACGGGGGAAUUGGAUUAUUGGAAUCAAAGUAUUUUUUUGGUUUAGCUUUCCAUUGUUCAAAUCCUUCUGCUCGAACUAACUGUUUCCUUUUAGGGUUCUUCUUUGUCUGAAGAACCGAUUUUUAUAUAUUGUUGUAAUUUCAGUGGAGAUCCAAGAGCACCCAAUUCGCUUCAUCAAUGCCUUUUAAGUAGGAGUGUUAUACUUCUAUCAGCUUCCAAACUGACAUCUUUUUAUUCGUUUUUGGGAUCUCUGUUGGAAAUCUGGUAUGCCUAUGUCUCCUUUUUUGAUUGUUCCAGUUGUGCAGAAACCGUUGCGUGCGAAUCUUCAUAUAUGGUCAUCAUGGAUUUGCUGUUACACCUCUGUUAGAAAUUUAACUGCUCUUGUAUCACCGCAUCGGUUAAUUCAAGCUCCAAAUUUUGGGGUUCUUCCAUGUACAUCAUCGCAUCUUUUAACCUUUACAUAUCGAUUUUUUUCGUCUUAUGGGUGUGUAUAUCUACCGUCGUUACAAUAUUACCAAUCUUCAGCAUUUCCUGCAAUCGGGGCUUUGUCUCAUUCAUCUCUUCUUGGACCUCCAUUGUCGUUUCCGAGUUGCAGUUCUCGUAGAAAUCUUGGUUUACUUGGGUCCUUAUGUGUAUUAACUCCACUUACUGUUUUCCGGGUUUUUUCAUGCUCAUUUUGUUCAGAGGUUCUUUCAGUGGAUCGAAGGAUUGGUGGUUGUAGGACUAAUGUUCAGGAUGAAAGUAUUGCCAUUGAUUCCGAUAUAUUGUACAAAACUAUAAUAGAGAAUUCUAGUGUUGAAAGAAGCAUGGAGAAGGCUCUUGACCAGGCUGGCAUAAAACUGAGAACUGAACUGGUUGAUGAGGUCCUCCGCAGGCUUCAUUUUGAGGAGAAGAUAGCCUUCAGAUUCUUUAUGUGGGCAGGUCAUCAAGAAGGCUAUUCUCAUCAACCUCAAACAUACAAUGAAAUGUUUGAUAUACUUUCCAGUACCAAGUACAAGGUAAAACAGUUUAGAAUCGUCUGUGAUAUGCUGGAUUACAUGAAGAGAAAGGAUAGGAAUUCGGUCCCUAUUGAAGUUCUCCUCACUAUCUUAAGAAAUUAUACAGAAAAGCAUCUGACCCAUCUUCAGAAAUUCACAAAGAAGAAGAGGAUAAGGGUGAAGACUCAACCAGAAACUAAUGCUUUUAACUUGUUGUUGGAUGCACUGUGCAAGUGUAGUCUGGUUGAGGAAGCUGAAGCCAUGUUUAUGAAGAUUAAGAACAAGGUUAGCCCAGAUGCAAACACAUACAAUAUUCUGUUUUUCGGAUGGUGCAGAGUGAGAAACCCAACACGAGGAAUGAGGGUAUUAGAGGAAAUGAUUGAUCUGGGGCUUACUCCUGAUAAUUUUACUUAUACUACUGCCAUUGAUACAUUCUGCAAAGCUGGGAUGGUGUCAGAGGCAGCUGCAUUAUUUGAUUUCAUGAGAACAAAAGGUUCAACUAUGUCUUCUCCCACUGCGAAGACUUACACCAUCAUGAUUGUGGCCCUUGCUCAGAGUGACAGGAUCGGAGAAUGCUUUAAACUUCUAGCAGACAUGAGGGAUAGUGGUUGCCUUCCGGAUGUUUCAACCUACAAAGAACUGAUUGAAGGGAUGUGUUCGGUGGGGAAAAUCGAGGAAACCUACAGAGUCUUGGAAGAGAUGGGAAAGAAAGGCUAUCCACCUGAUAUUGUUACUUAUAAUUGCUUCCUCAAAGUCCUUUGUGACCUUAGGAAAGCAGAUGAGGCACUUAUACUUUAUGGAAGAAUGAUUGAGGUAGGGUGUGUGCCUAGUGUGCAUACUUUCAAUAUGCUGAUCACGAUGUUUUUUGAGAUUAGUGAUUCGGAUGGAGCAUUUGAGACUUGGCAUGAGAUGGAUAAGAGAGGCUGUUUACGGAAUACUGAUACUUACUGUGUGAUGAUUGAAGGCCUGUUUGGUUGUGCGAAAAGGGAAGAUGCCUGCUUUCUCUUGGAGGAAGUGGUGAACAAGGGAAUGAAAUUGCCAUAUCAGAAGUUUGACUCGUUUCUGAAGCAGCUAUCAUUGAUUGGUGACCUCCAAGCUAUCCAUAGACUUUCAGAGCACAUGAGGAGAUUCUACAACACUGCUAUGGCAAGGCGUUUUGCUUUGAGUCAGAAGAGGAAGAGUAUGGCUUUAAGAAGGAAGUAAGAUAGGGGUAAAAUAAAAGAGUGAAACUUCAAUCAUCAAACAAUGCCACUUGGAGCAUAUUGAUAACUACGACCUCUUCGUGUAACUUCUAUGACCUAGGUUUAGGCCUUGAUGUUAUCAGAUCCAACUCCAUUAUGAUUCUUCCAAAUGCUGCUUGAAGAUGGAACUCAUUGCCCUAUCAUUUCUGGGGAAAGUCAACUACGAAGGCUUAUUAUUGUAA